AUGUAAUAAUUAAAGAAUAAUUACAUUGGAUAUCUAAGAGAUGGACUGCAGAUGAACAAAGUGGAAAUGGAGGAUUAUGGCGGGAUGUUUGGAAUUAAGGCCAUUGAUAAUAUUAAAUCUGGAGAAUAUGUCAUCAAGGUUUCCCAUAAUUAUGCAAUAAGCGCAUUCACAGUAUUCCAAAAUGAAUAAUGUGUAGACAUAAUGAAGAAGAAUCCUCAUAUCUACCCAUCGUUGCAAUAAAUUGGGAAUAAGAAGAGUGAUUUUCAGACGUUAAUCCUUUAUCUCACAGUGCAAAGACAUGGAAAAUUAAAGUCAAUAUUUGAUCUCUCAGCAAAUCCUACUUGCUUACUUGACUGCGAUCAACCAAUUCCAUUUGAUUAUUUGAGAGAAUUGAAACAAGAAUUUGAGGAAGAAUAUAAGGCAGCCAAAGACGAGGUGAUGGAAAUAGGGUUGAAUUCUGAGGAUUAUGAUUGGGCAUAUAGAUAUUGCAUGAAUAGAAGAUUGAGUGUUAAUAACGAUUAUCCUUUCUCAUUUUUAGUACCUAUGGUAGAUAUGAUAAAUCAUGGAAAGAACAAAGCAAUAUUUGGUUUAGAAUAAGAGAAUUAUUAACCAGAAGAAUACAUUUAAAAUAAUUAUAUGAAAUUUAAAUACAUUUCUCAAAAUAAGUAUUGGUUUAGUUAGGAAGAUUAAGAAAUAAUAGAGAGUCUACAUGUAAAUGAGAGUGAGAGGUGUUCUAAAACAUUGAAUAGAUUGUUGUAGUAACUCUUUCAGGAACUACUUAGAACAGGAUCCUCAGAUAUAUGGAUUACAAAAUUGAUGAUGCCUGAUGAUUCAGAGGAUGAAGAUGAACCCACUACUGAUCAAAGCAACACUUAAUCGCAAUAAUUAAAUACCAAAGAUUCGAAAGUCUAAGCUGCAGUCAAUGAUGAUUACCUUAGAGAUUACUAUGAAUAGUCCUUAGAUUAAAGUGAACAUGAUUGGUACACAAAUAUCCAACAGUAGACUCUCAAUUGUCCAGCUUACCUUACAGCAAGAGCUGUGGAUGAUAUUGAAAAGGGAGAGUAGGUCUUGAAUUUGUAUGGAUGUUUAGGUAAUGAGCAUCUAUUGAUGUAUUAUGGAUUUGCACUCAGUAAGAAUAAGUAUGACAGAGUUAAAUUCAGGAUAUUUAUGGAUUGCAGUACGAAAUAUGAUUUUCUUACAAACAUUGAAAAAUUGGUUUAAUUACAUUAUGUUCCAUAUAAAGAACUCCUAAAUCUAAACACCAGAGGGAUUAGUCUUAAUUAAUUAACUUCUGAAUUUAAAAUAAAGAAAAGCUAAUUUAAUUUGGAUUUGAUGAAAUUCCUAAGGACAUAUCUCUAGUUGUUAGAUGGAGAUGAGUUAAUCAAUGAAGAAACUAUCAUAGUUCUAUAUAGAAGAAUCAUUAAUUCUUUAUACAAAAAGAUUUCAACUCCGAUCAUUCCUAAAGACUCAUAUUGGGGAGAACAACUUUUUAACUAUUAAACUUCAAAAGCAAGAAUCUUGAAGGCCCACUUAGAAAUGAUAGACAAUUUGACAACUAAACCAGAGAAGAUGGAAAUCAAAGUGUUUAUGAGAUUAAGAGCAUAUUUACUUAAAUAAAACUGA
Paramecium octaurelia is the source of this 1623-nucleotide messenger RNA. The record is from the annotation of a GenBank genome assembly. NCBI's taxonomy places the organism in Eukaryota, Ciliophora, Oligohymenophorea, Peniculida, Parameciidae.